This is a messenger RNA of Rhineura floridana, 1407 nucleotides long. It is a transcript of the gene CTSK, whose product is annotated as cathepsin K. Lineage: Eukaryota; Metazoa; Chordata; Lepidosauria; Squamata; Rhineuridae. Gene Ontology annotation, biological process: immune response. The coding region runs from base 33 to 1229 and encodes 398 amino acids. Gene Ontology annotation, molecular function: cysteine-type endopeptidase activity. The transcript has 8 exons. The record is from RefSeq and is a predicted model, not a curated record. Gene Ontology annotation, cellular component: lysosome.
AAAGUGUCUUUAGCACAAAGUUAUGCUCCCGUAUGGAUAAGCCUUUAGUUGGUGGCAGGGCAAGGUCCAGGAGGUGGUUGAGUGAGAGAGAUUAUGCUUGCUGGCUGAGAGUGAGAGUUGCACUUGGUUUGAUGUGCAAAGAUCAAGUGCCCUCUGCCUCCCUCCCCGCCUCCCUUACCAGCAGAGAGACCAUCUUACGGAUAAAAAGAAUUAUUCUGCUACCUCUGAUGUGGGGAGUCACCUUCCUACUGGCUGCCCUGUUGCCGAUUGCAAAGGCUACCGAUGCCUCUCUGGAUGGAACACUGGACUCUCAGUGGGAACUCUGGAAGAAAACCCACAAGAAAGAAUAUAACGGCAAGAUGGAUGAGGUCUCCAGAAGACUUGUAUGGGAGAAGAACCUUAAAUACAUCAACACCCAUAACUUGGAAUUUUCCCUAGGAAGGCACACAUUUGAAUUGGCUAUGAACCACCUGGGAGAUAUGACCGGUGAACAGGUUGUUCAGAAGAUGACAGGGCUCAAAGUCCCUCCAUCACGUAAGCCCAGUAAUGACACCCUGUAUAUCCCGGACUGGGAAAAGAGGGUCCCUGACGAAAUGGAUUACAGAAAGAAAGGCUACGUGACCCCUGUCAAAAAUCAGGGCCAAUGUGGGUCCUGCUGGGCUUUCAGCUCUGUGGGGGCCUUGGAGGGGCAACUCAAGAAGAAGACUGGCAAGGUGCUAAACCUCAGCCCACAGAACCUAGUGGACUGUGUCACCAAAAACGACGGCUGCGGGGGUGGCUACAUGACCAAUGCCUUUGAGUAUGUGCAGGAGAACCGAGGCAUCGAUUCGGACGAUUCCUACCCGUACAUCGGCCAGGAUGAAAACUGCAUGUACAACCCAACCGGUAAAGCUGCCAAGUGCCGUGGUUACCGGGAGGUCCCCAAAGGGAACGAGAGAGCCCUGAAAAGAGCCGUGGCCCGGAUAGGCCCCAUCGCCGUGGGCAUCGAUGCCAGUUUGUCCUCUUUCCAGUUCUACAGCCGAGGAGUGUAUUAUGACGAGAAUUGCAAUGCUGAGAACAUCAACCACGCUGUCCUGGCUGUGGGCUACGGGACCCAAAAGGGAACCAAGCACUGGAUCAUCAAAAACAGCUGGGGGGAAGAGUGGGGUGACAAGGGCUAUGUCCUGAUGGCCCGGAAUAUGGACAACGCCUGCGGGAUUGCCAACCUGGCCAGCUUCCCGAAGAUGUGACUCCCCCACAUCGCUGUGCCAGGCCACACCAGUUCUGGGCCACGUGUCGGCAAAUGGCUGGAUUCCUGAGCUGACCUCUUGGCUCAGGAGCAAAGGACUAGCGUGAAAGCCAUUUUGUGUCGCCAAUAAGUGAUUCUCUGACAGCAUAUUAAAGGGCUUUUCUUUUUUUUACACAAAA